Molecule: messenger RNA, 5020 nt
Organism: Egretta garzetta (little egret)
Lineage: Eukaryota; Metazoa; Chordata; Aves; Pelecaniformes; Ardeidae
Product: methanethiol oxidase
Exons: 12
Coding region: 288-1703 (471 amino acids)
Molecular function (GO): selenium binding; protein binding
Source: RefSeq, a predicted model, not a curated record
GGUGCAGCGGGGACAGAGUCAGGUGUAGCAGAGGACGUGGGCUCCGGCAGAGCUUUGAAUGCUUCCGCCAACCUCUCCCGGGAAGUAGAAGCUGAAUUUCUGCCCCGGUCCUCCCGCGCUGCCAGCUGUGCUGGAUCCUCCCCUUGGCAGCUUUGCUCCCUGUCCUGCCCGCCCCUUCGCUCUUGCAUAUAUGACCCUCUCCAGGCAGCUCGGGCUUCACAAUCCCCCAGUCCAGGCGGCUGUACUUCCACUUGCACGCCCCAGCAGCCCGGAACGUCUGCUCCGACAUGGCAAAAUGCAAAGCAUGUGGCCCAGGAUAUGCAACUCCUCUGGAUGCCAUGAAAGGUCCCCGGGAGGAGAUUGUGUACCUGCCUUGUAUCUACAGAAACACUGGGAUAGAGAAACCUGACUACCUGGCCACUGUGGAUGUUGACCCCAAGUCUCCACACUAUUGUCAGGUGAUCCAUCGCCUGCCCAUGCCGAAUCUUAAGGAUGAGCUCCAUCAUUCAGGGUGGAAUGCCUGUAGCAGCUGCUUUGGGGAUGCCACAAAGAAAAGAAAUCGUCUGAUUCUACCAAGCCUGAUCUCUUCUCGCGUUUAUGUGGUGGAUGUGGGAACAGACAUGCGGGCUCCUAGAAUCCAUAAGAUUGUUGAGCCGGUGGAGUUGUUCUGGAAGGGUAACGUGGCUAAUCCUCACACCUCUCACUGUCUGGGCAGUGGUGACAUCUUAAUCAGCUGUAUGGGAGACCCUUCUGGCAACGGGAAAGGUGGCUUUAUUUUGCUGGAUGGAGAGACCUUUGAAGUGAAAGGAAAUUGGGAGAAUGGGGCAGAGGUGCCCCCCCUGGGUUAUGACUUCUGGUAUCAGCCACGGCACAAUGUCCUGAUGAGCACCGAAUGGGGAGCCCCAAAAGUCUUGGCAGAUGGGUUUGACCCAGCUGAUGUAGAGAGAGAGCACUAUGGCCGCCGCAUUAAUGUGUGGGACUGGAGCACUCACGCCUACAUUCAGGCAAUUGACCUAGGGAAGGGCUCCAUACCGUUGGAAAUCCGAUUCCUCCACAAUCCGGAUGCUGCGGAAGGGUUUGUUGGGUGUGCUCUGAGUGGUGCGGUGCAUCGGUUCUACAAGACGGAGAAAGGAGACUGGGCAGCAGAGAAGGUGAUUGAAGUACCCAGCAAGAAGGUGCAAGGAUGGCUUCUCCCUGACAUGCCUGGUCUUAUCACCGACAUCCUCAUCUCGCUGGAUGACAGGUUCCUGUACUUCAGCAACUGGCUGCACGGAGACAUCCGCCAGUACGACAUCUCCGACACCCGCAAGCCCAAGCUGGUGGGGCAGGUGUUUCUGGGAGGCAGUAUCACCAAGGGUGGGCCUGUAACUGUAGUGGAAGACAAGGAAUUGCGGUGUCAGCCAGAGCCAUUUGUGAUCAAAGGGAAGAGGGUGCCAGGUGGACCUCAGAUGAUUCAGCUUAGCUUGGAUGGGAAGAGACUGUAUGUCAGCAGCUCUCUCUACAGCGGAUGGGACAAGCAGUUCUACCCGGAUCUUGUCAAGGAAGGCUCUGUUAUGCUGCAGAUUGAUGUGGAUACUGAAAGAGGUGGAUUGAAAGUGAAUAAAAACUUCCUAGUGGAUUUUGGGAAGGAACCCGAUGGGCCUGUCCUAGCUCAUGAGAUUCGUUACCCUGGUGGAGAUUGUACCUCUGAUAUCUGGAUGUAAUGGUGUUACGGAGAUGUUUUAUUUCUUUUUUAUUUCAGUCUUUUUUUUUCUCUUCCUCUCUCCCUCUCCUCCCUUUGUAGGUGAAUCGGUUCAGCUAGAACUUUGUCUGCUGUCUAAAUUUAGCCUUCCGUUAGGGUGAGCCACAGAAGCUCCACUUUCUUCUCAUUCUGAGGCAGCCAAGUGAAUCUCUCUGAAACACGAUCUACAUCUCCUUUUCCCUCCUCCUUCCUCCUGUGUAAUCACUGUUGACUGUAGAUUUCAAGGCCGAGGUCACCAUUCUUUUAAGGACUGUUUGCGUGUUCGGUGCCACUUUGCCUUGGCACUGUUUGUUGGCGGAGAAGCUGUUCCUGGAUAACUCCAUAAGGAUACAUCCCACGGGCUCGCCCCGGAGCGGGAGAGUCCUGUCCCUGCAAAGCUUAAUUUGCUCAUAAAGUAAUCAGUGCUUUACAGCAGACACAGCAUAAAAAUCAUGCAUAUCUAAUCUGAAGCCACAUGUUUCUGAAGCUGGGUUAUAUUUUAACAUUUGUGCUUUGAUGUUACAAAAAAUCAACAAUAAAACUGUUCUCCGAGUUAGGUGGAGCUGCACAUUUUUUUUCUUUUUAGCAUUUCAGCGUUUUCUAUUUCAAAGAACAGAAAUGUAAGGGCAUUUCAGAGAGUAACAAUGUCAUUGUCCAAAAAUUCUUUGGUGAGGAAUUUAUUUUCGCUGAAGCCUCCUUUGUUCCCAUUGCUGCAAGCAAAGAUUCUCUUUCAUUUCCUAAGACUGGAGAAAACUGAAGAAAACUUUUCUGCGCCCUGUGCCAAAGGCAGGUGUUUUACAGGUGCCUUUCAGGUGUCUUACAGCUUCUUGAACAGACAAGCACUGACAAAUCCACCCUUUCUUCUCUUGCCAGUUCCUGAUGCAUCUUCCCGAAGCUGUUUCUUGGGUCUGAUUCUCAUUCCUGCCUCUCCAGAUCUGUUGCUUUCCCAUCUGUGUCCAUUGCCAGCCUCUGCCGUUUCCUGCCGAGCUUUAGCGUUGCCAGUCACAACGCUGGAAUCACAUCAGCAGCGUCGGAGGAGCAGCGCGUUAAUGGGACUUCCCGCUGGAGCCUUUCGGCUGGGGUUUUAUUCCAACUUCUACUGUGCUUCCACAGCAAAAUCCUCAUCUAGCUGACAUCUCUUUGUAAUCAAGACUUCAUUCUGUACGUAGCUGCUUACUGUCUUGCCUAACCUAUCUGGAACCAGGCUUUAAGAGUUUGAUUUUCUGGUUUUCACGCAGGGCACUGCCCUGCUGCCACAGACGGUUCUGUUAGGACCUUGCAAAGCCAGAAAGCUCCCUACCUGACAUGGCAUUGCAGCCACCCGUGUCCGAUGUCAAAGCCCCGUUUCAGCAGCUUCUUGUUAGGAAUGGGUGAUGUUUAAACCACCUGGCUGCAAGGGCCCGUUGUUUUCCUUGCAAAGGGGCUGGUUUCGCAAACAGAGCGUACACUGCUAACCCGGGUAAAUGCUGCUAACAGUCCAGGCUGAGCGGGCGCAGUGGGUGCUCAGUGUCUAAGCAAUCUCAUGCUCUCUGGGGGAUGCACUGAUUUGUUAGGAAAUCAUUUGAGCGCUUUAAACUGGAAAAGGUACAUGGCCUUCCGCUUGGCCAGGUGAGGGCAGACUGCAGCCCGUCUUUGUGCGGCACAGAAGUACACCUGGGAGAUCUCUCACUCUGCUAGCAAUUUUAGUUGGUGAUUUUCCAUGGAUCACAAACUUGCUGGUGAGGGUGGCCCUCAGGUCUCUUCUCAGUCCACCAGUGUAUGGCAGGGUGACUGAGGUCUCUCACUCCAGCUACAGUGAGCAUUCCAGUCUGAGUCCCGUCCCGAAAUCUCAGUUGGAGAUGCCCCUGAGUACAAGUGCGUACAACUGCUGAAGUGCAACUUGCUUCUAUUCCUUGUAAAAGCCAAAUAUUAAAUGCAAAAAUGUGCUUAGAGAAGGAAGAGAAAAGCAAAGUGUGGUACUCCCUUGAAUUAAAAUAUUCCCUUUUUUCCUAAUAUCUGCUACUCCAGGUACUGAAAGAGGUAAGUGGUGAGUAGAGAGUUUCUCCUGCUUCUGGGAGGAAACCACUGGGUCUCCCCAUGCUUAUGGCAUCCAUGUCUGGGUCUACUCUAUUGCAAGGUGGACUCACCUGACCGUAUUGACAACACCUUCCCUGGCUCUAAGGAAGUUUCCGAGGGGACGCUGUCAUGGUAAAUACCCACGGUCAGUCAGAGGCCAUUGGAAGCAGACCCCAGCAUUCCAGAUGUUAGCCACGUGCCUGCUGUUUGGAGAAUCUCUGAAGGUGGUGUGAAACCUCACCCUAAUGACUGACCCCUGUCUUUCUCAUGCGUGUCAAAGUGGAAAAAAAUAAAUGCAGCGAAACAAAGUAAGCUGGUGAAUGCAGAGUAGGUCCAGAUAGGUGGUGGGUCAAAAAAGGAUGCCGACGUGUCCAUUCAGUAGUGUUGUAGAGGUUUUACCCACUGGCCAAAAUCCACCCUUACUCACAAGCACACAGAGCUCUGGGUCUGCACACACUCUUUGAUGCUGUUCGCCGAAAUUGUGCAAAUGUGAAGAAGCCGGUGAACGUGACCUAGCCUCUGCAGCCCAUGGUACCUCCAAACUGCCUCCAGGUUUUGGCAUUAAAGAAAGUAAAUGCUCUUCCAGAUGACCACAGGAGGGCACAGUGCAGCUUGCCUAUUCCUUCCGCAGUAACGAUUCCCUAGUUUUUGCUCAUUCACUGUUAAUUUGAGGUUACAGAUUCAUUUAUACUUCUGCUGCCAGGCCAUAUCCAAGACAAGUAGAUGUGUUUAUACCAGAGAGUCUAUUUGUAGUGUCUUCGACAAGUGCGGGAGGACAGCCAGGUCUAUUAUAUCCCAGCUAUUAGCUGAGAGGGUUAGAGAAUGGAGAACAGCUUCGGCUUAAGUGAAGCCAGAGCAGUCGUGAUGAGAGUUCCCAUCAAAAAAAACCUAUUUUCUGGUCUGAUACCCUGAGCUCUUCUCUGGUGAAGACUUACCUCCUACUUUUGGGUCUAAGAGUGCAGGGAAGUGGCUUGUUGUUUACCGAGAAGUGUAAACGGGCCCUUGGAGUGGAAGCUGAAGUGUCUGGGUAAGCUGCUCAGCAGAUGCAUUCCUGGUUUGCAUUUCCGUCCCCGUCAGCGGAGGAAAGUCAACCGUUCCCAUUUGCAUUUGUGCGGUGCUCGUGGGGACUCUCAAGGGAGGUUGCUGGUGCCCGUCUUUAGGCAGAGGCCUGGAAGAGGAGAAGCAGCCGGUCCUGCUCGCCCGUCCUCCCCAGCGGCGUGGUGCUGCCGCUCCCCUUGUGUGGGU